Molecule: messenger RNA, 552 nt
Organism: Sphaerodactylus townsendi
Lineage: Eukaryota; Metazoa; Chordata; Lepidosauria; Squamata; Sphaerodactylidae
Gene: LG13H22orf39
Product: linkage group 13 C22orf39 homolog
Exons: 3
Coding region: 95-412 (105 amino acids)
Source: RefSeq, a predicted model, not a curated record
AUUGGCCGGGAGGGAAUGCGUCAUAACGCUCCUCCAACGAAUUGACUCCCCCCCUUAGUGAGUGGUGCUCUUUCAGGGGGCGGGGCCAAUAAGCAUGGCUGAAGGAGGUUCCUGGAGGCCUCCUCGAGCAUGUGAUGACUACUGGUCUGAAUGGAAACACUGUCGGAGCAUCCGAAACCUUUUCCAUCACUACUAUACUUAUGGGGAAGCCCCUUCUUGCAGGCAGUGGAAAAAGGACUAUGAGAACUGCACAGAGUGGGAGAAAACAAAAAGUUCAGUAGCAAAGGACUCUCUUUGUAAGAGUGAAAAAGAGCGGACUUUGGCAAAAGAGAAGCAUGCUCCAGUGUGGAACUUAAGGAAAAGCCCUCCAGUGGACUGGUACAUGCCUCUUGAUGAAGGCAAACCAAAAUGAGGGGGGAGUUUGGCUGUAUUGCUUUGGAGUUCUUUCAAGAAAAGUGUUGUGUGGAAGUAUCUUUGCUGCCAAGGGUCACAUACCUCACUGCAGUUGUGCCACAUCAUUUUCAAAGAAAAUAUAAAAUACCUGUUUUCUUA